AUGCACGGCCUCGUCUCCUACGCCUACGACGACGACAGCGACACGGAGCAUCUACACCCACAUCCAACCACCUCUAUAUCCAUCGCCGCCGCCUCCAACGUCAACCGCAACUCUCAACAACCAAUGCCAGGCUCAGCCGCAGAUCCCAAUCCCAUCGUGAGCGUCCCCAUUGCUGCGCCGCUGCGCGCCCCGUUUCCCUCUCCCUCUCUCUCCUCGCCCGCGUCCUUUUGA
Molecule: messenger RNA, 231 nt
Organism: Heterobasidion irregulare TC 32-1
Lineage: Eukaryota; Fungi; Basidiomycota; Agaricomycetes; Russulales; Bondarzewiaceae
Exons: 2
Coding region: 1-231 (76 amino acids)
Source: RefSeq, a predicted model, not a curated record